Messenger RNA from Zophobas morio, 1023 nucleotides. RefSeq lists its product as uncharacterized. The record is from RefSeq and is a predicted model, not a curated record. The coding region runs from base 91 to 903 and encodes 270 amino acids. Lineage: Eukaryota; Metazoa; Arthropoda; Insecta; Coleoptera; Tenebrionidae. The transcript has 6 exons.
UUUGAUGUCCUUGUUUCUGAUAUUUUUGUCGUUGGCUGUGUUCAUCACUUUCACAUAAUUAAACCGCUGCAUAUUGCAAGGUGUACAGUCAUGUUGUCUUCUUAUAUUGUUUCCGUGCUGCUGCUGGCAACAUAUACGUUAGGAAAAGAAUGUAAUGAACUUGGAAUUUUACUUUACGAGGAUUUAGGAUGUACCCCUGAGUAUAAUGUCGAUCAGGAUUGUCCAACUAAGUACACAUGUAAAGGUUUGGAACCAUCCACUGACCACUGCAUCUUUCGAGGAAGAAGCUACGCAGACAAAGAAACAGUCAAUGAUACUUUUUCAUAUGGGACAUGCAGACUAGGAUGUUAUUGUACAACAAAUGAUGAUAACCCAAGAUUCCAAUGUGCAGUACUUGAUUGUCCAGAAUGGCUUGGUGGGCGCCCUCGUGAAGGUUGCUACAGCAAAUAUUCCUUGGGGAAAUGUUGUUCAACUGGUUCAGUUUGCCCCCCUUUCGAUGAUACUGACACGUGUGUAGUGGAAGGAAACGAAUACAAAGUCGGUCAAAAGUUUUGGCCAAGUCACACUUGUCUAGAAUGUGUUUGUCAAAAAGGAUUUAUUAAAGGAAAAUUCGAAGCACCCUUCUGCCAAAGUAGACUUUGUGGAGAACAACUGGACAGACACGGUCCAAGUAUUCAAGCGUCUUGCGCACCACUAUAUGGUAAACACGAAUCUAGAGGAAUAGUUUGUUGUCCUAAGGACUGGAUAUGCCCUGACGGAAAUGAAACCAUCAACGGCGAAAUUAAAUCAGAGGAAACUUGCAAAUUUGGAAACACAACUGUAAAAGUUGGACAGUACUUUGAAAGAUCAAAUACUAGGUGUGAGUGUGUAAUCCCUCCUCUUCUGAAAUGUAUUGAGGUGUAAAUUAUGUGCUUAAGGUUUUGUAUUUAAACUGUGCUUUGAUAAACUAUAAUGUUAAUCCCGUGCUUGAAACUAUUUUAUAAAUUUUGCUUCAGAACUAAACAUUAAAGAUUUUCUACAAAA